Rotaria sordida is the source of this 339-nucleotide messenger RNA. The record is from the annotation of a GenBank genome assembly. Lineage: Eukaryota; Metazoa; Rotifera; Eurotatoria; Philodinida; Philodinidae.
AUGCAUCUUCUAUUAUUAAAUAUAAUAAUCAUUGUAUUGAUUCCUGUAUGUUUUAGUGUUUCAAAUAAUACUGAAUUAUCUAUUAGAAUAUGUGAAAAAUGUUCUCCCUGUUGGAAUAUUUUUGGUAAGAACUAUGGAUCUUGUUUGAAAAUAAAUUACAAUAUGAAUCCAUUUAUGAUUGUACAACCUAUUUGUAUUGAUACAUUAAUUUUACUUAUUAUAUUAUUUGUUAGUAUUGUUACUCUUGUAUCAAGUUGUAUUUGGCUUCUAUAUUUAUGGAUCAAACGAUGUCAAGAUGAUGAUACAAGAUAUAUUAUAGAUGGAUUGAUAAUUAUUUAA